Molecule: messenger RNA, 2449 nt
Organism: Periophthalmus magnuspinnatus
Lineage: Eukaryota; Metazoa; Chordata; Actinopteri; Gobiiformes; Gobiidae
Product: Na(+)/H(+) exchange regulatory cofactor NHE-RF1
Exons: 6
Coding region: 245-1636 (463 amino acids)
Biological process (GO): protein localization to plasma membrane
Cellular component (GO): apical plasma membrane
Molecular function (GO): signaling receptor binding; protein-membrane adaptor activity
Source: RefSeq, a predicted model, not a curated record
GCGAGUUUGCACUGCUCCUGCUGCUCUCUGUCUUCGCCACGGGUCACUGUUAUCCGCAUCACCAACACUUUAGCCUCUCCAAAUCACAUAAAAGCGAGAUUAGAGCCGCGUUAGUGACCGAGCGAGAAGGCGGGGAUUGUUUCCGAGGUUUCCCACACACAGUUUUUACGCACGCUCCUCCUCGCGAGCAGCAUCUUUCCAGUGUUCCAGAGCGUGCGCAACAGGUCGGACCGCCUGUUCAACCAUGCCGAGCAAAAGCCAGUACUUGCGACCGAGGCUGUGCACGUUGGAGAAGGGCGAUAACGGCUACGGAUUCCACCUACACGGGGAGAAGGGGAAGACGGGCCAGUUCAUCCGCUUGGUGGAGCCCGACAGCCCCGCGGAGAGCUCCGGGCUGCGCGCUGGAGACCGACUCGUCUUUGUAAACGGCGAGGACGUGGAGAGCGAGAGCCACCAGCAAGUCGUGUCCCGGAUACGCGCCACGGCGGGACUCCUGGAGCUGAUCGUGGUCGACCCGGAGACGGAACAGUUGCUUAAGAGACACAAUCUGAAGUGUCAGAAAGAGUAUGUCACCGAGGGGGUCCCCGUGGAGGAGGAAGAAGAAGAGGAGGGAGGAGGAGAAGAACAAGAAGAACAAGAAGAAGAAGUGGAGGUAGAGGAGCAGCAGCAGCAGGUGGAAGAGGGAGAGUCUAUGGAAGCGCAGGACGUGGAUGGGAUGGAGAAUGGAGAGGACAGGCGCUGCGUAAAAGAGGAUGAAGAAGUAGUAACCGAGGUGGCAGAGGAGAGACAAGAGGAGACACACGUGGAGACAAAUGAGGAGACACACGUGGAGACAAACGAGGAGACACACGAGGAGACACACGAGGAGACAAACGAGGAGACACACGAGGAGGACGCGCAACGAGACGCGACCCCAAGACAAUCCACGCCGGUCCCGGAGAGCAACGGAGACAUCCACAAUCACGUGGAGAAGAAGCUCAGUGUCCACUCGGAUGACGACUGCGUAAAGGAGGAGAGUACAGCGUUGCGACCGCGCCUGUGCGUCAUCCAAAGAGGACCGAAUGGGUACGGGUUUAACCUCCACAGCGAGCGCGCCAGACCGGGCCAGUUCAUCCGAGCGGUGGAUGAAGACUCUCCGGCUGAGAGAGCGGGACUGCAGCCUCAGGACAGGAUAGUACAGGUAAACGGCGUGUCAGUGGAGGGGAAGACGCACUCACAGGUGGUGUCGAUCAUAAAAGCUGGAGGUACAGAGACCAGGCUGCUCGUGGUGGACCCAGAAACAGACGCCUUCUUCAAGAGGUGUAGGGUGGUCCCCAGAGAAGAGCACCUCACAGGUCCACUGCCGGAGCCUGUAGUCAAUGGAGGGAUCGAGGACAAGGUGAAUGGCAGAGACAUUAAGGAGCCCGAGCAAGAGUCCAAACUGUCAGUGAGUCCUUCCCCAUCGAACGCUUCGUCCAAUACCUCUCUCACGACUCCUACAGCAAACACCCCGCCUGAGGGUCUGAUCACUGAAGCCAUCCCAGCGCUAAACCUGAGCCUCCAGCAGGUCAAGGAGCUCGCUCACCAGAAACGCUCAAACAAGAGAGCCCCGCCCAUGGACUGGACCAAGAAGAAUGAACUCUUUAGUAACCUAUAGGGGAUUAUAUUGAUUAUACACUGAGAAUUGGACUGGUUUUACACAUUGUAACGAAAGAGAAGGAGCUGAUUGAUUUUUUGUAAAAUAUGGUCUUACCACUUUCACUUUACUAUCUUAUUAUAUCUCAGAUGUUUUAUGUAUAAUGUGCUACUAACACAAAGCAAUAUAUUCAUGUGAACUAUGUGAAAUGUGAGUACGUUUAAGGGCCCUGACAAUCUUUGCUGGACAGAGCAGAAAAAUGAUGUUAGUCAGUUUUGAGACCUUGAAUUAAAGCAGAUUUUUACAGCUCAACCUCAUCACAGAAAUCUGACAAUCAAACCUUUUAAACCCACCUGAUCUUUUGUUUUUACGUUAAAAUACAAUCUUCCAUUCCAGCACGAUACUUUUCCUUUUAAGAAUGAUUUUUGCGUUUGUUGUUAUGCUACAGCUUUAAGAAACUGGAAUGUAUAUAUCUAAACAUAACCUAUUUGUAUUAUAUAUAUAUAUUUUUAAAACAUUGACUGAGGCUCUAGAGUUUAGAUUAAACUUUAUAUUGUUAUACUCGUUUUUCCAGUGCACUGUAACAUUGCCAUGACAGACGUCCCCUGUGAAUGAUCAGAUAUAGAUGUGUUUAUUUGAAAAGUAUUUUUAUCUUUAAAUUAGUCUAUAAUAUGAAACGUCUUUGCUUCCAUAGACUGAACGCUUUUCUAGAAUCAAUGAAGGACAACUGAUUUUAAAUGUAAGGAAAUGUUUUUUUUUUUAUUUUUUUUUUGUAGUUUGCGUAAGCUAAACACAAUUUACAUUUUAAUAAAUAAGUCACUAUUGCUUUUGUGA